UGAUAUUACCGCGAGAAACCACGAGAAGAUGAGGCCUAUCCUAUUUCCAAUAACGCAAACACGUUGAUCGAUUGGCCAGGGUACUUGAGGGUACUUGCCAGAUCUUACGCCGCUCGGGUAUCAUUACUGCAUAAAGUUUGAAAUUUUGACAUGUUGCAUUGGUUUCAACCAUAUCUUCCCCUUAGCUUGCCCUUUCUGGUUCUCCAACGUAAGUUAUGUACGACAAGGGCACGCCAUUUUCUACGGACUCGUGUUGGACGCCUCGCAGACGGCAUCACCUUUGAUCUUGAAGUGAAAAGGCACCGUAAAAAAAUUGGGGGUAUUGACGGAGAUCUCCUUGUGCCUCGCGCAAUCCUAUUACUUCUGCAUCCAGCAUCGCAACACGAUGUCCAAGAGCGCCCACUGAACGGAACUCAUAGUGUAUCAAGUCUAUAGAAACGGUCAGAGUUUAAAUGGGAAUGCGGUAGCCUCAGGGCAUGCGCACGGU
Molecule: messenger RNA, 487 nt
Organism: Suillus fuscotomentosus
Lineage: Eukaryota; Fungi; Basidiomycota; Agaricomycetes; Boletales; Suillaceae
Exons: 3
Coding region: 151-435 (94 amino acids)
Source: RefSeq, a predicted model, not a curated record